CAUGUAAGCGCAUCAGUAAUCAACUCACCGCAGCGACUUUCGUUUGUCGUAGUUCGCUUUGUAUUUCGCAGUUCGCUAUCGUGCGCCGGAGAUCGUUUGAUGCCGUCGUACUUGGAGCCUUCUGCGUGUUUCUGUCAAAUUGUUGCGUUCAAAUAAAACAGAAUGGCUCCCCAGGAAACCACACCCGCUCCCAUGGAGACAGUUUCCCUGCGCGUGGAAAACCUGCAGGUGCCCGUGGAAAAGAGUGUCGCCGUCGUCAAGGAGGACGAAAAGAAGCCGCCGAUGGACUUUGACGACGUGCUGCCGCACCUCGGCGAGUUCGGCAUCUACCAGAAACUGCUCUUCCUCAUGAUGAUCCCGUUCGCCUUCUUCGUCGCCUUUGUCUACUUCACACAGAUCUUCAUCACUCUCGUCCCCGAACAGCACUGGUGCCGUGUGCCCGAGCUCGAGGGACUGCCCGUCGAACUCAGGAAAGCGCUAAGCAUCCCGAAGGAGGGAGAUGGGUUUUCACGGUGCUCGAUGUACGUGGCCGACUGGCAGUCGGUGCUGGCGAAGGGGGUGCGCGAGGCUGACCCCAGCUGGCCCACCGCCUCCUGCGCCCAUGGCUGGGAGUACGAGUUCACCGACGUCCCUUACGAGACCAUCGCCACUCAGCUGGAUUGGGUUUGCGACAACAUGGAAUUGCCGACCAUAGCGCAGUCGAUCUUCUUCUGUGGUGCGAUCGUGGGUGGACUGCUGUUCGGCUGGAUGGCCGACCGUUACGGCCGUAUCCCCGCCCUGGUAGGCGCCAACCUGGCUGGCUUGCUCGCCGGGUGUGGCACUGCCCUCGCCUCCACCUUUGUCCAGUUCUGCGUGUGUCGCUUCCUCGUCGGAAUGGCAUUCGACAACUGCUUCACCAUGAUGUACAUUCUCGUUUUGGAAUACGUUGGACCGAAAUGGAGGACAUUUGUUGCGAACAUGAGCAUUGCGCUGUUCUUCACAGCAGCCGCCUCGCUGCUGCCCUGGAUCGCCCUCUGGCUGGGAGACUGGAAGAUGCUCACCAUUGUCACCUCACUGCCGCUCGCCAUCUCACUCCUAGCUCCUGUUUUCAUUCCCGAAAGUGCCAGAUGGUUGGUUUCUCAAGGAAAGGUUGACAAAGCAGUCAGGAUCAUGAGAAAAUUUGAAAAAAUCAAUAGAGUACAUGUUGACCCAAAAAUCUACACUGAAUUCACAGAAAGCUGCAGGAAAACUCAGAAAGAGGAAGAAAAUCAAAAAGCCUAUUCUGUUUUGGAUCUUUUCAAGACUAAGAGGCUUAGACGCAUAACAAUCAUCCUAAUCAUCAUUUGGAUGGCAAUCUCGUUGGUGUUCGACGGCCACGUGAGGAACGUUGGCACCCUGGGCCUGGACGUGUUCGUGACGUUCACGAUCGCUUCGGCCACCGAACUGCCAGCCGACACUCUGCUUACACUCACCCUGGACAGGUGGGGACGUCGCUGGCUCGCUUGCGGCACCAUGGUGCUCAGUGGGGUCUUCAGUCUUCUCGCCACUAUGGUUCCACUUGGCCUACCAUCAGCGACACUUGCGAUCAUCGGUCGUUUCAGCAUCAACAUUUCGUACAACAUCGGGCUGCAGUACGCUGCAGAGUUGCUGCCAACUGUGGUGCGCGCGCAGGGCGUCGCCCUCAUACACAUCAUGGGCUACGUUGCCAGCAUCCUCUCGCCCUUCGUCAUCUAUCUUGCAAAUAUCAACCCUCAAUUUCCUUUGAUGGUGCUUGGUGUAUUGGGAAUAGUAGGAGGCUUUUUGACCCUGUUCUUGCCUGAGACCAUGGGACAAGAACUUCCCCAAACCCUUCAAGACGGAGAAGACUUUGGUAGAGACCAAACCUUCUUCGAUAUACCAUGCAUCAACAAGCCGAAAAGUGUCGACAACAACAACUUCCAAAGAUCAGUAGCCAGAGUGUCAGUGAGAGCUUCGGUCAGAGGAGAGCAUUUCCGAUCCAGCCUCAUCAAUAGGAGCAGUCAAAGGAAGGCUUUGCCUGCAGCUGCAGCGCAACAACAAGUCUAACAUCAACAUCAAUCAUUAUAGUCGUCAAAUAGCACUCACCGUGCUAACAUGUGAUACAGACUUUUCAAGUUGAAUAAUAAUUUGUCAUUGUUAUUCAAGCUAUGAGAUGUACAUAAAUUGCUAUCAGUUUUAUUGAUAGUGUUUUUUGUAAAGUAAAAUAUGCAAAGUAUUGCACCCUAAUAACUUAACUAGAGUAAGAGUUAAGAAUUUUUCCUAUAGCUACUUAGAAUUUUUACUCUUCCUCAUUUUAGUCAUAGGUUUAUUAUUUAUUUCUAUUCAUUGAAUCACUCACUAUUUAUUUGUCAUUAAUUGCAUACCAAAUGUAGUAAUGUAAAACAUUUGAAUGUGUAUUAUAUUUUAUAUUGUGUAAAAGUUGUGAUAUGUAUUUGUUAAUUCUGAGUAAACCAAAUAAUACUCAGUUUUACAAGACUUCAUUAAAUAUGUACAAAGUA
Molecule: messenger RNA, 2495 nt
Organism: Nilaparvata lugens (brown planthopper)
Lineage: Eukaryota; Metazoa; Arthropoda; Insecta; Hemiptera; Delphacidae
Product: organic cation transporter protein
Exons: 10
Coding region: 163-2043 (626 amino acids)
Biological process (GO): transmembrane transport
Cellular component (GO): membrane
Molecular function (GO): transmembrane transporter activity
Source: RefSeq, a predicted model, not a curated record